GAAAGAAGUCACGAGGUGCAGUAUCAGAAAAAAUAAACUAGAUGAUCAGUAGACGAUUGUGAAUCUGAGAUCUAAUACAAGCUAGUUAUCGAGAAAAUCCAUUUGUUUAACAAGCCGAUCUUUGCAAAAGAUCUUUUCGACAUUGAAAAUUCUUUAGUUAAGCCUGCAGUGCGGACUCUGCCCUGCAAGACACAGGGCCCUUAAACCAUGUGCAGAAAUUUGCUUCCGAUCAAAGCUUUCCUCUGCGUGCUGAUGCUGGCUUCCGGCAGCUACUUCUUUCUGAACGACAUGCUUCGCCCGCGAGCGGCAGUUUUCCCGGUGGCUGACAGGCUGACGGCGCGGGCGCUCCGCCCGAGCGAGGACGGAAGGUCAGACUCGGCGCCCGUCACCUCGGUACCGCCCACGAACGCGGCGCCCGUUACCUUGAUACCGCCCAGCAAGAGAGUGAAGUACGCGAAACUCAGCUGGCUCGGCUACCCCCUGCCUGUGCUCACGUGCCAGCCGAAGGGUCGCCUGGGAAAUCUCAUGGGGGAAUACGCCACCCUGUGGGGCCUGAGGCGCACCUACAACGCGACCGUUCUCGUCAGCCCCAGAAUGAAGACCGGCCUCAGGAUGUUUCCAGCGCUGUCGCUUCCUACUCUUGAAGCCCCUCCCAGAGCGCCAGGCCCUUCGCUACACCAGCGCCCGCGCACAGAGUGGCGGAGGGUGGGCAGGAGAGGCGGCUCCCUCUACAACUUCUCGCUGGUGCAGGCGGCGUCUGCCGGCCUGCUCGGCCCACACCACUUCCAGAUCCAAAACAGUCCCUUCGAGAUGCAGCUCUUCGGACAGUUCAAGGACGACCUCAGGAGGGAAUUCGCCUUCCCCAAGGGGAUUCGAGACCAGGUAAUUCGUACACACACACACACAUAGAUAAAUAGGUAGAUAUAUUUAUAUAU
Molecule: messenger RNA, 935 nt
Organism: Penaeus indicus
Lineage: Eukaryota; Metazoa; Arthropoda; Malacostraca; Decapoda; Penaeidae
Product: galactoside alpha-(1,2)-fucosyltransferase 1-like
Exons: 5
Coding region: 208-909 (233 amino acids)
Biological process (GO): carbohydrate metabolic process
Cellular component (GO): membrane
Molecular function (GO): galactoside 2-alpha-L-fucosyltransferase activity
Source: RefSeq, a predicted model, not a curated record